Molecule: messenger RNA, 1233 nt
Organism: Prunus mume (Japanese apricot)
Lineage: Eukaryota; Viridiplantae; Streptophyta; Magnoliopsida; Rosales; Rosaceae
Biological process (GO): exonucleolytic trimming to generate mature 3'-end of 5.8S rRNA from tricistronic rRNA transcript (SSU-rRNA, 5.8S rRNA, LSU-rRNA); nuclear polyadenylation-dependent rRNA catabolic process; rRNA catabolic process
Cellular component (GO): nuclear exosome (RNase complex); cytoplasmic exosome (RNase complex)
Molecular function (GO): mRNA 3'-UTR AU-rich region binding
Source: RefSeq, a predicted model, not a curated record
CACUCGGUCUUCUUUUACACAAGGAAGGCGCUAGCCCUCACCGCCGUCAUCACAGGUAACAACUCCGUCGAAAAACAUAGUUGAGACUAUGGGCAUCAGAUUUCUUCUUAACAUUGCCGUUCGGAAUUUCUGUGGAGAUGGUCUGCAGCAUGUUCAAAUAAUGUGAAGAAAUGGUGGGACUAUCCAUAGGAGAAAAGCAUUUUAUACAGGGUGGCAUUGCUCAGGAUCUUCGAUCUGAUGGCCGAAAAAGAUUGACAACUCGGCCCAUCUAUGUUGAAACUGGAGUCAUUUCCCAGGCAAAUGGUUCAGCAAGGGUCAGGAUGGGUGCCACAGAUGUCAUUGCCAGUGUGAAGGCAGAACUUGGAAGGCCGAAUGCGUUGCAACCUGACAAAGGAAAGGUCGUUGUGAAUGUUGAUUGCAGUCCCACUGCAGCACCAAUGUUUGAGGGUAGAGGGGGUGAGGAGCUGUCAGCAGAACUCGCAGUUGCUCUUCAACGUUGUCUCUUGGGCGGUAAAAGUGGAUCUGGUGCUGGAAUUGAUCUCUCCUCUCUGGUAGUUGUGGAAGGAAAGAUCUGUUGGGAUCUUUACAUCAACGGCCUUGUUGUUAGUUCAGAUGGGAAUCUGCUAGAUGCCCUAGGUGCUGCUAUAAAGGCUGCUUUGAGCAAUACAGGCAUCCCAAAAGUAAAUGUUGCAGCUGGUGCAUCAGGCGAUGAUCAACCAGAGGUUGACGUAAGCGAUGAGGAAUUUCUGCAAUUUGACACAUCUAGGGUCCCUGUCUUAGUUACAUUAACAAAGGUAGGCAGGCACUAUAUUGUAGGUGCCACUUCAGAAGAGGAAUCACAAAUGUGCUUGGCUGUUUCUAUUUCCAUCAAUAGGCAAGGCCACAUUUGUGGGUUGACAAAACGGGGAGGUGCCGGCCUAGAUCCAAGCAUCAUUCUUGGCAUGAUAUCUGUGGCAAUAACAGUAAGUGAGCAGCUGAUAAACACAUUGGAUUCUCAUAUAGCUGCUGCUGAAGCUGGGUGAGAGGAGACGUGGCAUAAUCAGAAUCUCUGAUACAUUUAAGUAGGUGGGUUCGUGUGGGUCCUAGGUAUAUGAAAAUUGUAAUGCUGAUAAUUUUACUUAAAGCUGAUGAGAACGUUUGAUUUGUCUUUUAACCAAAAUUAGUAUGGGUCUAUUGCUUUGCUGAUAUUAUUUUGCAUUGAUGCACUAAUUAAUUCUUCAAUUAGACUUGCCA